GAGGCACAGACGUAAAAAGUGGUAGAAGGAGCCACCAGCUUCUCCGCAUACGAGACUUCCGGGUUUCAGUGGGAGCCUACGCCAGGGCCCGUGGCCAUCCGAGGACGGCAGGCUCACGUCUGUGCGCACCUGUGCAGCACCGACCAAGGCUGCCGCCCUAAGCGGGAGUUCCUUCCUUCUUACGUGCCAUCAAGGCCUCUGGCGGGUGGCGACCCUUGCACAGGAAUGCCCUCCAGAACAUAGAAACAGAGCGAGUCGGAAGGGGCUGCCAGUUGAAAUGUGGGCAGGAUUCAAAGUGCUGUAUUAACAAAAAAAAGCUCUACCAGCCUCCCCCACCUGGUGGCCUUCAAAGGUUGAGAUUCAUGCUGUGGGGGCCACUGUGUGUCCUUUGUGCUGCGGGGAAGGCGUUUUCAAGGAUCACAAACCAGGCCAGGUCCCGGGCCAUGUCGAAGGGCGCUGGGCCCCUGAAGCCCCUUGUGGCAGCCUGCCAGCUGACCUCGACCCCCGACAAGGAGGGCAACUGGGUCGCUUGCUCCCAGCUCGUCCGGGAGGCAGCCCAGCGGGGCGCCGGCAUCGUCUUCCUUCCAGAAGCCUUUGACUACAUCGGAAGAAGCACCGAGGAGACGCUGAGCCUCGCAGAGCCUCUGGAGGGAGAGACGGUGCAGCGUUACGCCAGACUGGCCAGUGAAUGUGCAGUCUGGCUGUCCCUUGGAGGCUUCCACGAGAGGGGCAGCGACUGGGAAAGCACAGGGCGGAUCUACAACUGCCACCUCCUCUUGGACCCCAAAGGAGCGAUCGUGGCUGCCUACCGGAAGACUCACCUUUUUGACGUGGAGCUGGAGGGACGUGUGUCCCUGCAGGAAAGCGCUUUUACCAAUCCGGGCCCUGAGAUUGUGCCCCCCGUCAGCACCCCAGCGGGAAAGGUUGGCCUAGCCGUCUGCUACGACCUGCGCUUCCCAGAAAUGUCCCUUGCUCUGGCCCAGGCCGGGGCGGAGCUCCUGACCUACCCCUCCGCCUUCACGGUGCCAACAGGCUGUGCCCACUGGGAGGUGCUGCUGCGUGCGCGUGCCAUCGAGACGCAGAGCUACGUGGUGGCAGCGGCGCAGACGGGCAAGCACCACCAGCGCCGCAGCUCCUACGGCCACACCAUGGUGGUGGACCCGUGGGGGAGCAUCGUCGCCCAGUGCGGGGAAGGGCCGGGCCUGUGCUACGCCGAGAUCGACCUGGCCUACCUGCGCCGCGUCCGGCAGGAGAUGCCCGUCUGGGACCACCGGCGGACUGACCUCUAUGGCCAGGUGGCUGCUGCUCAGGGCCUCGGGGCACCCUGACUGGCCACCCGGCCACAUGGCGGCGCUGGGCUCCCGCUGGGCUGCCUCCAAGCAACGCGUGGGAAGGAUCGAGGAGGGUGGAAUCAACUUCCCACCUUGACUGGGAAGCCCAACAGGAGUAGGUGGAAAGGACAUGCACCCAGCCCUCCAGCUGCAUCACAAAGAGAAAUGGCUCAGCUCCCCCUAGAAGCGGGAAGCACCCAUCCGAGUCUCCUCCAGCCUCGGCUGAGCUUGCUCAGAGGUGCUUUACUGCAUCACUUUUCUACUAAAUAAAUGUCUGUCAUCACUG
Messenger RNA from Varanus komodoensis (Komodo dragon), 1617 nucleotides. It is a transcript of the gene NIT1, whose product is annotated as nitrilase 1. Gene Ontology annotation, molecular function: hydrolase activity, acting on carbon-nitrogen (but not peptide) bonds, in linear amides. Lineage: Eukaryota; Metazoa; Chordata; Lepidosauria; Squamata; Varanidae. The record is from RefSeq and is a predicted model, not a curated record. The transcript is spliced from 7 exons. The coding region runs from base 363 to 1328 and encodes 321 amino acids.